Mytilus trossulus (common blue mussel) is the source of this 2031-nucleotide messenger RNA. RefSeq names its product peroxidase-like protein. The record is from RefSeq and is a predicted model, not a curated record. Gene Ontology annotation, biological process: response to oxidative stress. Gene Ontology annotation, molecular function: peroxidase activity; heme binding. The transcript is spliced from 11 exons. The coding region runs from base 1 to 2031 and encodes 676 amino acids. NCBI's taxonomy places the organism in Eukaryota, Metazoa, Mollusca, Bivalvia, Mytilida, Mytilidae.
AUGAAUAAAAGGAAUUGCCGGAAUGUUCUGUUGUUGGUUCUGGCUAAAAUAUUAGUAUGUGUACACACACAAGGUCAUACGUAUUACAGUAUUGAAGCGGCAGUCUCUGAUGCCACAAGGGAAGUGAAUACAAGAAGAUCUGGAGAACUUUUAAGACAAGUUCAACAAGCUGCUGCAGGGAAAACUUCUCAAUCUACUGACAAUAUACCAAAGUGUUCCCGACACCAUAGUCAGAGACAUGCUCCUGAAUUGGAUAAAGCCAUCAGUUAUGCUGGAGAUAUUGCAAUUACAGCAACAGCUAAAUAUGCCGAAAGGAAUGAAGGUGCUAUUCCAGAUCCAACCGAAUUCAGAAAACUAAUGAAACCUUAUUGUCCAAAUCGUGCCACAGCGUGUAAUCGAAACGACCUCUACAGAACAGCAAAUGGUUCUUGUAAUAACUUACAUAAUCCUUCAUGGGGAGCAUCUUUAACAACGCAGGCAAGAUUAAUGCCUCCUUCCUAUGGCGAUAAAUUUAACCUUGGCUUGUUACCACGUAUGCAAAGUGUAACAGAUUGUCCGCUACCCAGUCCCCGAACGAUAUCGAACGCAUUGUUCAGUGCAGGGACGUCUCCACCCAGGAGUAAAAGAUUUAGUCUAGUUUUAACUCACUUUGGACAGUUUCUUGAUCAUGAUUUUAUCUCAACACCUCCACUUACAGAUGGAGGCAAUGCCAUAGCAUGCUGCAAUGGUAGUAUUCCUGUCAACAGACCCGAAUGUGCUUCUUUCCGUACACCUCCCGGCGAGUUUUUGACUACAUGCAUGGCAUUUGUCAGAUCUGAGUUUGGUGUGGACCCGGAUUGCUGUCCAGGACCAAGAAACCAAUUAAACCAAAGAACAUCCUUCAUCGAUCUCUCAACUACGUACGGGGAUACACUGACCCAACAAAAUGAUCUACGAGAAACUGGAACAGGCCGACUAUCAGAAGGAUUAAACAGAAUUUUACCAAAUGGUCCUUCUGGUCCCACAUGUGUUACUGGAGAUGUGUGCUUUAAAUCUGGAGAUGGUAGAUCAGCAGAAGUUCCUAUGAUAUCUGUAAUUCAUAUAAUAUUCCUACGCGAACAUAACAAUAUUGUGGAAAGAUUGAGGUCAUUAGGAUGGACUGACGGAGAUUUACUAUAUCAAGAGGCUAAAAAGAUCCUUACAGGAAUUUAUCAACAUAUAGUUUAUAGUGAGUAUUUGCCAAUUAUUCUUGGAGACGAGGGAAUGUCCAUGUUUGGACUUUGGAGUACUCCAACUGGUUUCAAUACACAGUAUAAUCCCUCUGUAAAUCCUACUAUAAGGAACGCAUGUGCAGCAGCAGCAUUCCGAUUCGGACAUUCUGAGGUGGGAUCCUUUGUUGAAUCAUUCAAUGAAGACUUUACACCACUUGCCAAGAUCCCUAUGGAAGAUACUUUCUUAAACACUCGUUCCAUAAGGAAUUUUGAUGAAAGAUUUGGUCCGGAUGCAAUUGCUAGAUGGAUGACAACACAGUUUCAGAGUAAAUCAGAUCGGUUCUUUUCGCCAUCAGUGAGAAAUCGGCUUUUUCAAUCAAUGCCGAAGAACGGUUUUGACCUUCCUGCACUAAACAUUCAGCGAGGAAGGGACCAUGGAAUACCGGCAUACAAUAGGUGGCGAGAAUUCUGUGGGUUUCAUCCCGCUCAACAUUUUGGAACAAAACAUUUUGGUCUAACCGAUCAUGAUUCUUCGGCUGCAAAAGCUUUAAAAUCAAUUUACAAGCACCCAGAUGAUAUUGACUUGUUUGCUGGAGGUAUAUCAGAAAAACGAUCACCAGGGGCUCUAGUUGGACCGACAUUUAGGUGUUUGAUUGGACUCCAGUUCAGUUUGUUUAAAACAGGCGAUCGAUUUUUUUACGAAAAUAAUUUCUUUCCGACAGGGUUCACGACAGACCAAUUACAACAGAUAAAGAAACAGUCAUUGUCGGCAUUGUACUGUAGAACUAUGGCCGUUAAUUCAAUGCCUAAAAAUGCAUUUGAAUCUCCAUUAGCAGAGUAA